CGUGGCAAACAGGAACUGGGUUGAUUCAGUCGGCAACAGCUGCAGUGUUGACAGGAGCGGCUCUGUUCCCACUUUUGUGUAUCUAUAUCUGUUUUUAUUCGCUUUGUUCCCCGCAUGGGACGACGUUUUAGUCGCCAUUCAGUAGCUCGUUCUCGAAGGGAAUGAAAAAACACAAGAGGAAGAAAGAAAACGGAGGAUUUGGGAGCAAUGAGAAUGGAUGUGUCAGAGAAUCAGACUGUGGAAGGAAACACAAGCUGACUGUCAUUCAUCAAGCUUUGAUAAGAGACCCAGUGGACAUUGAAACCCUGAGGACGGCUGCAGCCAGUAGAGGAGGCCUACUUACCGAUGAGCUACGGAGAAAAGUGUGGCCUAAAUUACUGAAUAUAAAUGUGUAUGACCUACCACACAAACCUGGUCGAGAUGUCAGGGAAAACCACAAGGACUACAAUCAGGUUCUCCUGGAUGUCAGGAGGUCCAUGAAGCGAUUCCCUAAAGGUAUGCCGGCCGCAGAGAGAGCCGUGCUUCAGGAGCAACUGAUCGACAUCAUCCUGGAGGUGCUGAAACGCAACCCUCAGCUCCACUACUAUCAGGGCUACCAUGAUGUGGCUGUGACUCUGCUGCUUGUGGUCGGGGAGCGUAUGGCCAUUGCCAUGCUCGACACGUUGUCCAAUUUUCACCUCAGGGAUUUCAUGGAUCCGACCAUGGACAGCACCAAACACAUUUUAAACUAUCUUAUGCCCAUAUUGGAACAAGUUGACGCUGAACUACACGACUUCAUGAUCAGAGCAGAGGUUGGCACCAUCUUUGCUCUCUCCUGGCUCAUCACGUGGUACGGCCACGUCUUGUCUGAGUUCAAACACACUCUGAGGCUCUAUGACUUCUUCCUGGCCUCCCAUCCACUGAUGCCUAUCUACCUUGCUGCGACGAUUGUGUUGCACAGAGAGAAGGAGGUAAAGCAGACGGAGUGCGACAUGGCUAUGGUGCACCACCUGCUCUCCCGCAUCCCUCCGGACCUUCCAUAUGAACUUCUUAUUGGCCAGGCCCAGGAACUGUUCGAACAGUACCCUCCAUCAUUGCUGGCCAAGCGGGCUGCUCUGCAGUCUCACAAGAGGUCUAGAAGCUUCCUUGCCCACAGCUCGAGGCCAGCUGUGGAGGGAAGGGAACAGGAUGAUGAAGAUGGCAGUGUGGGGGCUGUCCGCUACACUCGGUGCCGCCGUGUUCGCUGUGGCUCAGACCGCCAUGGACUGGGGACCUGACUUGGUACUUCAGCUCUUCUGAUGGGGCCGGUGGGAACGAGACACAUCGGCAAACCUAAUCAAGCUGUUGCUAAGCCACAAAACGCUUACUUGAAUGACUUGAAGAUCAAAUCUACUACAGGAGGAGGUAUCCUCGGUGCCCAACAGGAUUUAUUUUCACUUCUCUACAAGAACCAAGAAUGUGAGGAUUACUGCAUAGGUGUUCUCAGGAGACAUUUUGGUCAAUGCACAUCCUUUGUGUCAGAAAUGAGUGUGAAACAAAUCUAUAAACUACAACAAAUGACUUAAGGGCACAAAAAAAGAAGCAAAAGUAAUCGGAAAUACAUGUAAACAGAUCACAAAGUGCUGCAAAAAGGUCUGAAUAUGCAUGUAGGAAGCUGAUGUACGCUGCUUAUUAACGCUGUUUCUUUUUUUAGCAUGUUUUUUAUGGGUUUCUUUGAGGCUGAUUAUUUCAUUGAUGAACUUGUUUUCAGUCUCUCACAUGUGUGGUGCGGUUCAGUGAAGAGUCUCAGUGUGCUUGUUGGAUCCUCAGCUUUAUAUAUCAAAAAGCCAAAAGUGCCCAAAGCCAGCAGCAUGGCACACAAAUACAAAUUAUUAAAGAGCUGGGUUUUCUACUGAAAGCCUCUAGUUAUGAGUGAAGGAGGAGGCUUAGCACUGGAUUUUUUUUUGCCUGUGAGCCUUGUAAUAAUUGCUCUUCUCCAGGUGUCAGCGAGUAACAUUUACACUGGAGCUCGACACACAAAAAUAAGCUGCUCUGCCCCCCUUCCCUCACUCUGAAAAACACAAUCAUUAGAAAUUUCUUAUAUUUUGGUGUGUGUUUUUUUUUUUCUUCCCCCCAGCUCCAGUAGACCACCGCUGUUUAACGAGUAAGAGGAAGACUCCACUAGUUGUGUGCUCUUAAAACGUUUAACAGGUUGUGGCCAAAAGCCAGUCUGAUCUGCCGUCAAUAGAACAUGAAAAGGCCCAACAUUAUGAGACAAUUCUGUCAUUUUCUGGUUUUAUACGAGAAGAACAUUUUUCCUGAACUGUAUCAUAACUGCUUUUUAUUUAUUAGUUAUUGUCGGACUAAACGUAAGAGUUAUCGAACAUGAGAGGUAAAAGUUUCACCUGAGCUGCAGCCAGCUGUCAGGGGGGCUUUAUGGGAUUUUUGCUCCACCGUAGCGCUUUCUGUAUACUUUACUUGUAGCUUAGCUGCUCCUGCUGUAAAUGUAACAUUCAUCCCCCGCUCCACACGCUCUGUCAUCAGAUAUAAAUGUGUCACUUUUGCAACGCUCAUUGGGCAGUCCACCCUGCUGUUUUUUCUUGCUUUGCAGCAAAUUAUAUCAGCCAUAGACAGUCUGAAUUAAAGAAAAAAACACUCUGAAAGGCUGUUUCCACCCUCAGGAAUUCGAACAUCUGCCUCCAAAUACCAGUUUUUAUCAGUGAUGGUAGUCGGUAAAUCAAUGAAUUGUUAUAGGAACAUACCUGGUAAGACACAAGCAAUGUUAUGACUCUUCGAAAUGUUUAUCCGAUGGUAAUUGAACUGUGUGUCUGAGACAAAAAUGAAAAUGUCAGCUUAAUUAAUUAACUGGCCAGUUUGUUCUUUUCUUCCAAAGCAACUUUUGUUAGUUAAAACUUUUAGUGCACUCAGUGUCUCAUUGUUUGCUGUACGCUGUUAUGUUUUUUUUAACGUUUUAUUUAAAUAUUAGAUUAUAUCUUGUGUAUAUAUAUAUAUUUGAUGAUGUUAAAUUAAAUGGAAAAGUUGGAAACGAUUACAGUUCGGCACACAUCAAACUGAAAGUAUCUUUAUUAGUCUCCCUUGGGAGAAAUUUGCCUUGGAUAACAGGAUCAGCUGUAUUGUACUACAUCCUCAAUCACUAAUAAGAGGAGUCUCAGAAAAUAAUAAAUAAUCACACAAUAGCAACAACAAUUCAUAAAUCACAGGUCGACUAAAACGAUCAUAUUAAAAUAGUGCAAAUCAACCUUUAAAAAUAAAAAAAUUCAUAGUUUUAAUUUAGGGUUGCUUCAGUGAUAUCAAGAUUGGUACUGUCUGUUAUGUAUUCUGGGUUUGAAAAUGUAACGUGAAAUAAAUAAGCUUUCCUUGUAAA
Messenger RNA from Fundulus heteroclitus (mummichog), 3343 nucleotides. Its product is annotated as TBC domain-containing protein. Gene Ontology annotation, cellular component: endoplasmic reticulum membrane. Bases 162 to 1256 code for a protein of 364 amino acids. Gene Ontology annotation, biological process: positive regulation of GTPase activity; endoplasmic reticulum to Golgi vesicle-mediated transport. NCBI's taxonomy places the organism in Eukaryota, Metazoa, Chordata, Actinopteri, Cyprinodontiformes, Fundulidae. The record is from RefSeq and is a predicted model, not a curated record. Gene Ontology annotation, molecular function: GTPase activator activity. The transcript is spliced from 9 exons.